Messenger RNA from Hemicordylus capensis (graceful crag lizard), 7005 nucleotides. It is a transcript of the gene WIPF1, whose product is annotated as WAS/WASL interacting protein family member 1. The record is from RefSeq and is a predicted model, not a curated record. Gene Ontology annotation, molecular function: actin binding. The coding region runs from base 283 to 1782 and encodes 499 amino acids. The transcript has 9 exons. Lineage: Eukaryota; Metazoa; Chordata; Lepidosauria; Squamata; Cordylidae.
ACGUCGGCAGCGAGCGCAGCCUCGCGGGCUUGUCCUAAACAUCUGGUACAGGCUGGGGAGGGCUUUGUUGCGCUGGAGGGGCUCUGGCCACUCGCAACCUCUGAAUGGCACCGGGAAGAGGAGAGGCGCGAGUAGCAGUUUAGGGGAUGUUGCAGCAGAUUUCUGCAAUGAGUGGAGGAUUGGGCUAGAAGACCUCCAGUGCUCCUUCCAACUCUGUGAUUCUACAUUCCCAGAGUGACAGACAGGUUCCACUGUGAUAGGAGAGCGAUUCAAACGUAGACCAUGCCUGUCCCCCCUCCUCCGGCUCCUCCGCCUCCCCCAACAUUUGCUCAGGCAAAUUUAGAGAAGCCUUCCUUAAAUAGAUCAGAGCAAGCAGGGCGAAAUGCUCUACUCUCUGAUAUUUCCAAAGGAAAAAAACUGAAGAAGGCGGUUACCAAUGACAGAAGUGCCCCAGUUAUUGAAAAACCUAAAGGAUCUGGUGGAGGUGGAGGUGGAGGUGGAGGUGGCAGCAGUGGCUUCAGUGGUGGCGGUGGCAGCAGUGGUAACUAUGGUGGAGGUGGUCCACCCGGGUUAGGAGGCCUGUUCCAAUCCGGAAUGCCAAAACUUAGAUCUGCAAACAGAGAUAAUGAUUCGUCAGGAAGCAGGGCCCUGGUAUUUCCACCAGGAGGAAGAGCAACGUCUGCAAAGCCCUUUUCACCCAUGGGAGGUGUAGGGAGAUUUCCAGGAUCUUUUCCUGGACAAAGAACUGCAGCUCCAGAACCGCAGAGAAGCAGAAUGCCACCCCCAAGACCUGAUACUGGUUCUAAGCCUGAAACAGGCCUUCCUCCUGUGCCAAAUACUCCAAGACCCAACCCUUCAAGUCUUUCAAAUUUGUACAAUAGAGGACCGCCUCCUGUGCCAGCAGCAAGCAGACAAGUCAGCUUGGGGAUUACACCUCCACCUUUCCCAGGAAACAGAAAUGCAGGAUUUGGAGGACCCAUUCGCCAAUCAUCACCCGGCAGUUCUCCUUUCUCAAACAGGCCUCCUCUUCCUCCUACACCAAGCAGGUCAACAGAAGAUAAGCCGCCUCCACCACCACCUCCAACAGGAAACAGGCCACCCCUCAACAGGGAGCCUUCCCUGCCACUUCCUCCACCUCAAAACAACAAGCCUCCUAUUCCUUCCACGCCUCGGCCAUCUUCACAAGUUCCUCCUCCCCCUCCUCCAAGUAGGCCAGGCCCACCACUGGUUCCGCCAACAUCCAGUGGAAAUGGUGAAAUGCCACGGCUUCCCCAAAGGAAUGUAUCACUGGCCUCUUCUCCACCAGUCUUGCCUGGCUCUGGUCGUUCUGGACCACUUCCUCCCCCACCUAAUGAGAGGCCACCACCUCCUGUAAGAGAUCCACCUAGCAGAUCAGGACCCCUUCCACCCCCACCCCCAAUAAGCAGAAAUGGCAGCACUUCACGGGCAUUGCCAGCUACUCCACAGCUUCCUUCCAGAGUGGGAUUUGAUAAACACAGAAGUGGACCAGUGCCACCACUUCCUCCUGAGAGACCUGGUUCUGGAGCACCACCUCCACCUCCUCCACCCUCAUCAGCCAUCCGAAAUGGCUUCCAGGAUUCUUCAUGUGAUGAUGAAUGGGAAAAUAGGUUUUCAUUCCAUCCUCUCUCUGACUUGCCGCCUCCAGAGCCAUUUGUGCCCAUGAACAAAAGCUACCCCAGCAAACUGGCACGGAAUGAUAAUAGAAGUGGAUCUAACCGCAGAGAACGAGGUGUGCCUCCACUUCCCCCUAUUCCGAGGUGAAGCGGGCUUCUAGUCCUCUUGAGGGUGGUUGAUGUCCUGAAACUUUUCCUGAACCUCUCCUAGCCUUCCUUGUUGUGAGAAGGCUGCCUCUCCUACAGCAUUCUUUCUUUUGGAUAUGCAUCCCACCCCAGUACCAUGAAUUCUAUGAGACUGAAGUGCUUGCUUUGGAUUUCCAUUUUCGUUUAUAAAAGAUAGAUGCAUAGGCUAUAAUUCUAACCUUUUUAAAAAAAAACUUGGGAGUAAGUUACUUUGAAAUCAUUGAGGUGCUUAGGAUCAGAUUGGGGUAUAUUAUGGCUUUAUCUAUCGCACUCCAAGUCCAAUCCCAUUCAUAGUCUUGUCUUCAGUAUCAAUAAGAACAAAGCCAUCAGCUAAUUUCUUAAUGCAGGGGCAGAAACAUUUCACAUUGCUUUAUCGUCUUUAUCGCAUUUGACCUAAACUUGAUUUAACUUCCUUGGGUACAUCUUCCGCAGGAGACACUCAUGAGCAUUGCUAUACAGGCUAAAUAUGGCUCCUUACAAUCUGGAAUUGUACAGCCUGUGUGAGCUUGUGGGUCAAAUGGAUCUGACCAGUUUGGAAUACCAUAAGGCACAAGAGUUAAUACAUUCCAUCUCAAGGAAAGAGGAGGAGAUAAUUGUGUGGCCUUAUUCCCUCAGGCAAUCUACCAAAUUUCAAAUUCCUGUUAGCCCUUCAAAGACCAAAGGAAGUGUUGCUAUAAUAUUGGUAGCAGCUUUCACAAGCCCUCAGAAAAUUCCUGUAUCCUGAUUCAGAUGGGGCUCUCUGUGCACAGGCUUCUGAGUACCAAAUCUAGCAGGUUGUGGGGCUGUGUGUGCAACUGAACUGUGUGCACAAGUCCCCUCUCUGAUCCAGAGGAACCAUGACUGUAUAUGUGGAACUAUUGAAAAGCUAUUAUCCUGCUGAUCACCAGUCCAGGAGGAGGAUCUGGGGACUGAAUGAAAUUGAAACAGCUGGAUUGGUGGAUUUUAUUUCUGCAUGCACUCCAUUGGACUGGGGUGCCAGAAAACACCAUAUCAUAAUGACUUCUUUGAAGUCAAACCUUCAUUUUUUAAACAGUAUUGCUAUUGGACAUUUUUGCUGAGUUGUGUGUCACCCUACAAUUCUCAAUCAUUCUCUAAAGUGGAUUAUUAUAGAGUUUUCUACUGCUGAAUUACACCUGGGGUAAAAUUAUGCACAUUAUUAUCCCAUCUUGCUUAUAAGACUCUCUACAGCUUUUCUGUUAACAUCUCUACCCCGCGAUUCAAUUUUUUCUUUUCAUACAGUUGAACCUGUUGCUUUAUUUUAUUUUAACUCUGAAAGCUUGUUGGUUUGGCUCUUGGGUGCUCAAGAUGCUACUUUUAUGUGGCAGCUGUUCAUCAAGAAUCCAGAUACAAGCAGGAAGUGUCUGAUGGCAGGGCACUUUCCCCUAACUGUUACAAGCCCUCACUUGUUUUUUCUUUGGGUGCAAAACAGUUGAAUGGAUUUAUGUUCUGACUUUGCCACAAAGUGUAAUUGCUUUCACAGGAUUUUCCUCCCGCUAAAAAGGGAGAAUAUUUCUGGAUUUUACUUCUGGUGCGGGGAAAAGAGAGAGAAUGGUGUGUGUUUUUGAAUUGUUGACAGCUUUUCAGUUUUACAACCAGUGUUCAGUUAAUUUUAUUCACAGAUGUAUGGUAAGGAAAGGUGGCAUGGUUAGGAGGACGACUGUUCUACAUUAGAAUGUGCCCGGGAUGUAAGCUCUGAAGAUUACUCUUGAUGAUCAUCUCCUCUGUAUUUUCUUCCUCUGUUGGUGUGCAAAUUGGAGACAACAGGAUGCCUUUUCUGAUGCUAUCAUGGAGGGAGGAACCAGUGGAUGGUUGAAGAAUCCAGCUGUGUAAUAUAGUGUUAUAGUUUCUGAAAUGGAGUUGUAAAGGGACAGGUAGAGCAAGAUAUCUUUAGAGAUACAUGUGCAAAAGUAUAUGUCUCUGGGAAAACUCUGGACAGGAAUUCAAAACUAUAAAGUUGCUCUAUGUGAGUAGCCUUUUCAGCCAAGAUUGUACCUUGAUAUAGGUGCAAGACUGUUUGAAUUUCCAUUGAUUGAUACAAAGCAUGUAGGAGCUUGGUAUGUAGAGAAGGUGAGAGAAAACAUAGCUUUGCAAUUUCAUUAUGUGUGUAUACACAAAUGUAUGUAUGAUGAUGUUUUGUGACUUUUUAACUAAAAAAAAAAGUUAAAUAUUUGAACAAAUAAAAUAUUUGUUCAGUAUCUGAGGGCUUUAGUGCUAAGAGGCAUUCCAUGCACCCUCUCUUGUGGUAGAAUUACAGAUGAAAACAUUCAGGGAUCAGUGAUUCCACCCACACAGAUUUUGCUGCAAAAUCAGGCUUUGUUUUGCUUUUGUUUUGUACAGACACUUGUAUAGUAAUGUAUAGCAACACCUCUCAGGAUCACGUGUAGUCAACAAUAAUGGAUUUUUCAGUGAACGAUUGCCCUUUUCCUAUGUACUUAAUGACUCUAACAUAUGCAGUAUUAAUAGUCCCAGUUUCAUUCCAAACACCCACACAUGUUGUUUAUAUAACUUGGUAAGAUGUAAAAGAGAAAUUAUUACUCUAUAUGUUGUUGAAACUGGGACAUUUAAACUUUCUGAAAAACAAAUGAAGAACAAGUCAUUAUUCAGUGGCAAUUGUUUAAAAAUGGCUUCAGAUCAGUUGUUUUGUGUAAGUUGCUUAUGAGCAAACUCCCCUUUUAAAUAUAUCAAUGAAGAUGGCAGAGAAGAAUCCCGAGUCCAUUGUAAUUGGCAGGGGCAUCAUUAGGGGAUGUCUCAUGGGGCAUGGACCCCCCAAUGAAUUGCUCAGAGCUCCAAAUCCCAGCAGCCACCUCCCUCUUCCAUUACCUCUUCCAAAAGGGAAAUGCAGCAGUGGAGGCACCUGCACAGAGCAUGGGAGAGAACUCCUAGCCACACCUGGAUCUGUGUUUCCUCCACCUUCAUAGGUGCUAUAUUAUAAUAUUAGAGACUUAAAGAUGCAUACAUAAUUAUCCGGGGUAGGGGUAUGAUUGAGUUUAAUUAUCAAAAGGAGGGCUGUAGGCCUGGGCCCUGAAUCUUUUAAGUACCUAGCAAUGCCCCUGGUAAUUGGUGGUAGUGAUUCCAUUGGCAUCCUAUAUUAGGAUCUUGGUUAUGCACUAUUAAUUUAGAGCUAAAAAUGCCAGACGCUCCUAAACAAGUCAAGGGGUCUCUCAUUGCAUUGUUCACUUGCUCAUUGUUGCCAAUAAAUUAGCCCCUGAAUGAAUGAAGUUAUGCAGCAGUGUUCUGCAACCCAUUGGCCUAGAUCAUUUACACAGAAAAUGGAACAGGCAAGUAUGAAGAGCCAAGUGUGAAAAAGGGUUUACAAAGAAUGAAAUGGGAAAACAUGCACAGUUAAAACUUGUAGGAGCUUUCCUAAACGGCGAGUGAAUGCAGCUUCACUACAGUUAUGCUGGGUGGGGGUGGAAUUCAUACAAGGGAACCAUUUACAGUGAGGUCAGGAUGGCGACAGAAGGCGCCAUUCAUACAGCCAAUGGUAUUAUCCAGCUUUGCUCCUGAUGAUUUGCAGUUACUGCACACUAUAUGCAUCCUUUAAAAGUAGCACUUUGGUGCAGUGCUCAAAGUGGCCUAAUUUUAGGCACUUCCUGCUUCAGUAAAGCUGCCGUCCAGGAAAGCUCCAGGUGUUUUGUGACUUCCAUUCCUGUGAUCUUCAGAAACUGCAAUGCAACUUUAUACUUGACUGUAUUAAUUGACUGUACUAUUGGCAAUUUAAUUCCAGUGCAAUAUUAUCUAAAAUUCUUAACCAAAGCCUUAGCAUUUAGAAUGUAAUGUGGCCUUCAGAGAAUGAAGCAAAGAAAGAAAGCUUCUCUCUUCCUCAGAGGAUAAUGUUUUAGCACUUUUUCUCUCCUAUAGGAAUCUUCUUCCAAAUGUAUAUGUUAAAUGCUGUCAGAAAAUGUUUCAAAGGAGAAAAGAAAAUAGGACUUACUUGUUCUGGGCAGUGUAAAGCAUGACUUUCUCUCUCUUUCACCAGGAAUAUUAACAACAUGUUUAUGUUCAGCAUAUUUUAUGAUGGAUAUUUUAGAACCAGUAUUUAUUUGACUAUGCACAAUAUUUAGCAGCAGAAAGCAAAAUGGAUUAUUUCCAGUGGUGCCUUACUGUUUUUUAAAAAGCCCCCUUUUACAUGUCCAAAUGGCUAUUGUCUUUUAAAAUUAAAAAUACCUGUUACAUGAUUCCCCAUCACCCCCACAGCCCAGAAUUUCAAAAUGCUGUAUAAAACAGUUCUUGCUGUAUGAUGAUGUGGCAUUUGGGCCUUGCCAAAGAGCAAAAACACCCUCAGUCCAUUUACUAACUUUCCAAUCCUUAAACGCUGCAUUCUGUCUGAUCAAUUAGAUGGGCUCCAGGGCACAUGAUACAGUCACCUUGCUGAAGCUAAGCAGUGCCUGGAUGUGAGAUUAUUUGGAAUCCUCAUGAUGCCACUUUGAGUUACAUGAUGGAAGAAGGCAGGCUAUGAAUAGAAUAAAUGGAGGCCAGCAUCCUUAACACUCUGCUUGCACAAGGAUGUUAUGCUAGCACAAGGCUCUUGCAUUAACUACUUGUACUAAAUCUGGAGUUUGCAUUCCAGUCAGACCAGGGUUGCCCUAACGCAAACGUGUUUGCGCUUUAGCAACAAGAUGUGCAGCCUGUUGCACGUAUUGUCAUCGUCUUUUUUAAGGGAACCUUUGUGCAAGAACACAAUUCCAAAAAUCUCUUUUGAUUUAGCACAACUAGGUUAUCUUCUCAGCACAACUCUCCUCAUUGCACAAGCACAGCGUUAUAAUGUUGGCCGAAAUGUCCAAAUGAGUUUAGGACUGAGGUCUUUAAAGAGAAGUUUAAAACCAUACUAGAUUAUGCUUUUCUUGUGUUUUUUAAUCUCUGUGACUGAAGUUGAUUUGAACUUUGAGGGCAAUCAUUUCCAAUAUCUAAUGCAUCAAAAACUGUUUUUUCAAAGGUUGCACCUGUGUAUUUAGAGUACAAAAUAUGUAAAUAUGUUUUAUUUGAUCAUGUCUUUGGGUAAUUAACAUGCACACCCUUAAUUAUCUGUAAAAUUAUCAUCAUGACUCCAAUUGUGAGAAAAGAGAUGACAAAUUAAACUCAUGUCUGUCCAAAGCAACAAUAAAAACAACAUGGGAGCAAAUGUUUGUCAGAUGGAAGCUGGAUUUGCAUUUUAAAAAUAUAUAACAUGAAUAGAUGACGCACA